CUUCACACUCUCACUCUCCUCUUGCCUCUGACAUUCACAUUUGCUGCCUGCCAGGACUCUUCCUCUCACCCACGAUGACCCGCUCCCUCAGCUUGGGCGCCCACCUUCUUCUUCUUCUGUCCCUCAGCUGCAUCGCACGCGCAGAACCGCGACGCAGCACGUCCUCCCAGCGAAGAGUGGCGCGCGCACCCGUCGCUAAGGUGCGACUGGCGGGAAACUAUGUGCGAGAGGCGAACGAAGGGCGCGUGGAGGUGUUGCACAACAACACCUGGGGGACUAUCUGCGAUGACGAAGUGGACAUUAAACUGGUUAACGUGGUGUGCAGAGAGCUGGGCUUCCGGGGGGCUGUGACGUGGGCUCACAGCGCCAAAUAUGGAGAGGGAACAGGUCCAAUAUGGAUGGAUAAUGUACGGUGCGGCGGCUCGGAGAGGUCCUUGAAAGACUGCAAACACAACGGCUGGGGGGUGAAUGACUGUAAACACUCUGAGGACUUGGGGGUUGUGUGCGCCCCUGAGCACAGGGUGGAUCAGCAACCCAGCAGAGGUCACACAACUGCUGCCAGGCCUUCUGUCAGCCAAGCACCUCAAUGGGGGGGCAUUGUUGCAACCCAGAGGCAUCCAGGAUACGGGUACUAUGGAAAUGGACAUCCGUAUGAGAUCCCCAGCUUCCAGAGACCUCACCACUACCAGGGUCACAGUAAGGUUCGAAUUGAAGAGGUCCGUCUUCGUCCAAUCCUCAUGGCUACCAAGAAGAAGAGCCUUGUCGCAGAGGGUGUGGUGGAAGUGAAGCAUGCUGGGAGAUGGAGGCAAGUUUGCGACCUGGGCUGGAGUCUCAACAGCAGCCGGGUGGUGUGCGGGAUGCUGGGCUUUCCCGAGGCCUCUCAACACAACGCCAAAACAUACAAAAAAAUAUGGGACACCAAAGUUUUGGAUCCAUCAACAAGAAUUAGUCUGAUGGCAAAGAAGAAGGGAUUCUGGGUAGAGAAGGUGCACUGUCUGGGCACUGAGAACAGUUUAUCAGAGUGCCACGCUCAGCUGUCAAUCCCCCGUAGUCCCACUCCUUGUAAGAACGGGAGGCAUGCAGUGGUCAAGUGUGUCCCGGGGCCUCAGUUUGCUCGCAUCUCCUCAGGAAGACCCCAGGCUCCACAUCCAGUUGUGCCUGUCCGCCUCAAGGCAGGCCCCAGGCUGGGCGAAGGCCGUGUGGAGGUGCUUCGGAACGGGAAAUGGGGGACUGUUGUUGAUCACUUGUGGGACAGGACCGCAGCCAGCGUGGUGUGCAGAGAGCUGGGUUUUGGUACCGCCAAAGAUGCCCUGCAAGGAGCCUUUAUGGGCCAAGGAACUGGACCGAUUCAUAUGAACAAUGUACAGUGUGUGGGGUCAGAGCGCUCCAUCUUGGACUGCUACUUCCAAGAAGUCCAACCAUGGACAUUCAAACACAGCCAAGAUGCUUCAGUACGCUGUAAUGUUCCUAAGACUGGCUCAGAGAAAACGGUGCGGCUUGCUGGUGGUAGAGUCCAUUCAGAGGGCCGUGUGGAGGUGUUGAUGGAGGUUGGGGGUCGUAAGCGUUGGGGCUCUGUCUGUAGCGAGAACUGGGGCAUCAACGAAGCCAUGGUGGUGUGCAGACAGCUAGGCCUGGGCUUUGCUGCCAGUGCUCAUCAGGAGACAUGGUACUGGUCUGGUGACCCAAAUGCAAGCGAUGUGGUUCUUAGUGGAACUCACUGUGUGGGCACCGAGUUUUCAAUCCAACAGUGUCGCCGUAACAACCACAUCCACUGCCCUCGUGGAGGUGGAGCCAAGGCUGCUGGGGUCACCUGUUCAGAAACUGCUCCGGAUCUUGUUUUGGAUGCACAGCUGGUUCAGGAGACGACCUACCUGGAAGACCGACCCCUCCAUCUGCUGACCUGUGCCAAUGAAGAGAAUUGUCUGUCGUCUUCUGCUGCCAGGAUGAACUGGCCGUAUGGACACCGACGCCUGCUGCGCUUCUCCUCACGUAUCAUGAACCUUGGUCGGUCUGACUUCAGACCCAAAGCAUCAAAAGACACCUGGACAUGGCACCAGUGCCACAGGCACUACCACAGCAUCGAGGUGUUCACACAUUAUGACCUGCUGACGCUGAACGGCACAAGGGUUGCAGAGGGACACAAGGCCAGCUUCUGUCUGGAGGACACAUACUGUCCUGAUGGGGUCCAAAAGCGGUUUUCCUGCUACAACAUGGGCGAUCAGGGCAUUUCUGUGGGCUGCUGGGACACCUAUCGCCAUGACAUUGACUGUCAGUGGGUCGACGUGACAGAUGUACGGCCUGGGGACUACAUAUUCCAGGUGGAAGUGAACCCCUCGCUGGACAUGGCGGAGUCUGACUUUAUGAACAACGUCAUGAGAUGUCGAUGCAAAUAUGACGGCCACCGAGUUUUCAUGUAUAGCUGCCACACUGGUGAUGCUUAUAGUGCAGAGACUGAAGACCUGUUUGAGCACCAAAGACAAAUCAACAACAACUUUGUGUAGCCCAUUCCAGGAUGUCUGGUGUGAAGGGCGUACAGUGGAGGGCAAAGGUCAACGGCCUCAGGAAUCCCAGGGCCGUAGGGCCCAUAAUAACGUUACAAAAUGCCUCGUGCUCAUCUCUUCAGCAGAUGUUGGCGAAAUAUUCAUAAGCACUUCAUGUGACUUCAUCAACCAUCGCAGGGAUGUUUACAUCAGCAAGAGGAACACGCGUCGUUCAAACUAAAUAUUUAGCUUCAAAUUUCUCUCAAGCAGGGUUUUUGUGAAUGUGGAUUAUUAUUAGUGAAAUCAGUAAUUCACUUGUACAUGUACAAAAGGUGAAAAUGCAGUUUUUCUGUGACAAAAUUAACAAAGACAGUGGUGCUUUAGAAAAAUAUCACUCUGAGUUAAGGAAAACUGGUGAAAAAUAAUGCAAUUUUGUACAUUUUGUUGCAUAAAAAUUAAGAUUCUAUUCACAUGUUUGCAAAAACUUCCAAAAAUUUCAAAUGCAAAAAAAUAAUUGAAUUCACAAUGAACAAAUUUUUUACUUUUCUAUUGCAGCACCACUGGUGCUCUUAGGUGAUAUCUUAUGUUCUUACAUUAACCUCACUGACUUUCAGGUAAAUAAUGUUGUACAGCAAGUUUAGGCAGUUUUUUUUAACAGUUACUUUGGUGAUAAUUUAGUCUUAACAAAUUUGUCAUAUUAAUAAAAAAAGUUGUGCUUCACAUUCAAAACGGAUAACAAGAGGUUAUUUUUUUUAAAGGAAGAAAGCACUUUAUAUUUUAAGCCGAAGUAUUGAUAUUUACCCCCAAAGCAUCUGCCAAAUCCAUAACUUAGUGUAUUUAUCUAAAAUAAGUAUAUUGUGUUUUACAUUUUGGAAAGUGAAAUGUACGUUUAUUUGUUUAGUCUUCCUGUUCAAUGUGCUAUUUAUGCUAUUCUUUAAUAGUUUAUUUAUUGGAAUUUACACUUACACAGCAUGCUCAGUAAAGAGUUGUUAGCUAGUUUUAAUCAAAACCUAAUAUUUUUUAUUUUUUUGACAUGAUUAACCGGUAAAAAAUUUCCUUUCUGCAGUAGUUACUGGACCAGUUCCAUCAUGCGGGAGAGUAAUUGUUGAUUUAUUUUAUUUUAGUCAUUAAAACAAUGUUAAAUGUACAGGUUCUUUUUCUCUUUCUGCCUCUCUGAUGGGAGGGAAAAGUGGCCUGACGAAACCACAGUAUUGUGGUAGACAGGAAGGCUGGGUUUUGAGAGCGCAUAAAAAGCCUUUUAAUUACCUCUGUUUGGUUAGACUUAAGGUUACGGUUAGGAUUGAGGCUCAAGCAUGUGCUUUAUAAAGAAUUGUCACUUAUGCAACCAUGGAAAGGACAAGAAUCUGGAUUUCCAUCUUUACACGAGCUACAAAAGAGAUGGAGACUUCUAAGGGGGUUUAAAGAAGAGAGGAGGCUAGGAUUGAUGGAGAGAGAAAAGAGAAAAGGGGUCAAAGUUGGCGAAUGACUUGGGCAGAUGUGCAGCUUUUAUAUCAAAAAACUGCAGCCUUGUUCCUGGCAGUCGUUUAGAGACCACAGGCUGGCACUUUCAGCUCAAACAGCAUGUUAGGGAGAAGAAAUAAACUCAUAUUCAUGCUUCAGCUGAGUAAACAGGGACUUUCUUUCAACUGAUGCCAAGUCUUAUGACAUGUACUGUAUUUUUCUACCAUGAUACCGCCUCAUCUUUAUGAAACCUGAAGGAAAUGUUUGUUUUUAUUUUUCCGACUGAAGAUUUUCAGCAUUUUUUAUAGAAAAUUGUCCAAAUCCUGGUUUUGACCCAAGCAGAAGUCAUUAUUUUUGCUAAAUCAGUUUCAUAACGAAACCUAUUUAGGAAUUUUGUUGCUAGAAAGACAAAAACGUUGUUUUCCUGACUUUCUUUCAUUUCAUAACCUGUCUGUUCUGUGUGUUAUUUAAAAAGGACAUGUUAUUCCAUAGCUUCAGUUGGUUCAUUUUCAUUCUAAUACUGUAUUAAUAUCUAUGCUGUGAGCAUAGCACUGGGAUAUUGUUUUCUACGGCCAGUUUUGUUUAAAGCUGAGAGUUUGAUCUGAAUGACGCUGAUGUGUGCUCUCAGGGACUUUGACCUCGUCUAAAUACUAAAAUAUAUAAAUAUGUAUUUCAUAUGAUGUGACUAGUUUGAUUUUUAGCUGUGAUGACAACAAACCAACGGGAGCUGUUUGGACUGAUGGCGCUCUUAAAAAGACUGACAUGUACCCACAUGUUUAUAUUUUUGUUGGUUAAAGAAUCUAAGGUAUGGUGGUGAUAAGCCUUGUUAAGUUUUUGCCCUGAGGGACGUUCAGAUAACUGGAUACACACUGGCUGAGUCAGAACCCAAUCACAAUCCAUUCAUUCAUCAUUACUGUGAAUCAAUAAAACUUCAUCUCACACUAA
This is a messenger RNA of Nothobranchius furzeri (turquoise killifish), 4886 nucleotides long. It is a transcript of the gene loxl4, whose product is annotated as lysyl oxidase-like 4. Gene Ontology annotation, molecular function: protein-lysine 6-oxidase activity; copper ion binding. Gene Ontology annotation, cellular component: membrane. Lineage: Eukaryota; Metazoa; Chordata; Actinopteri; Cyprinodontiformes; Nothobranchiidae. The record is from RefSeq and is a predicted model, not a curated record. Gene Ontology annotation, biological process: collagen fibril organization; peptidyl-lysine oxidation.